CCUAGGGUGUACGAGUACUAAGAGCUGGACGACACCAGAACGGACGAUCGAGCAGCGUUUGUUUGGUUCUAAGGCUCUUGGCAAACAUCACAUCCAAAUACGGAUACCACACGUGACAGGCGCCGAUUCUCCAGCACUCGCCGGCGCACCUCCAGUUUUCGACGCCCACGUAAACGUUCUCCUCCUCUCUCCAUCACGACCACGACGACCAUGUCCGCCAUCCGUGCCCUCCGCCACGUCUCGCUCUCCUCCAGCCGCGCCUUCGCUGUGCGCGGCGCCGCGCGUUCCGUAUCGCGCGCGGCCCUCCCUGUCUUCGCUGCUCGUGCUGGCCCGGUUUCGUCAAGGGCGUUCUCCGUGUCGGCGCGUAGAUUCGGCGAGGGUGCUUCUGACGUCGCGCUGGCACAGAAGCUCGGGGAGGAGUUGCAGUACGAGAAGGACAGUGCUUCCGAGGCCGAGCCUGAGUUCGUGCGCAAUUUCAAGGCGCAGGGUGUCUGGGAGAUCGUGGACACUCCUGGAAAUGACGAGAUUGCCCUCAGCCGGAAGUUUGGCAACGAGAACAUCCGCCUGAUGUUCUCGGUUGCGGACAUCCAGAGCGAGCAGGAGGCCGACUUCGAGCAGGGCGAGGAGGGUGAGCAGGCGGCGGAAGACACGCCCGUCCCCUCGCAGCCUAUCCGUUGCUCUAUCUCCGUCACGAAGACGGGCACGAACGGCGCGAUCAACGUCGACGCGCUCUGCCAAGAGGGCGCCUUCCUGGUGGACAACAUCUCCUUCUACAGCGACGCCGCUGUCGGAACGGAGUUGACGGCGGAGGCGGACUGGAAGCGCCGCGGCCUGUACAUCGGCCCACAGUUCGACACGCUCGACGUCACCGUGCAGGAGGAGUUCGAGCAGUGGCUCCGGGAGCGCGGCAUCACCGACAACCUGUCGACGUUCAUCCCGGAGUAUGCUGACUACAAGGAGCAGAAGGAGUACGUUGGCUGGCUGCAGCAGGUGAAGACGUUCAUCGAGGCAUAGAUGCGCUGCGUCUGUGUACUGCGCGCAUCCCGGCUGGGUCGUACGCACAAAAGUUGAUGCAGUGUCUGUGCUGCAGCCCCCUUACCUACAUAGGCUCUUUUAUUGCACUUCCACUACUAAUAAUACGCCUUCCCGCUCUUCAUCCCGUC
Rhodofomes roseus is the source of this 1163-nucleotide messenger RNA. Its product is annotated as mitochondrial glycoprotein. The transcript is spliced from 6 exons. The record is from RefSeq and is a predicted model, not a curated record. The coding region runs from base 211 to 1014 and encodes 267 amino acids. Gene Ontology annotation, cellular component: mitochondrial matrix. Gene Ontology annotation, biological process: cytosolic ribosome assembly. Lineage: Eukaryota; Fungi; Basidiomycota; Agaricomycetes; Polyporales; Fomitopsidaceae.